Messenger RNA from Knipowitschia caucasica, 705 nucleotides. Lineage: Eukaryota; Metazoa; Chordata; Actinopteri; Gobiiformes; Gobiidae. The record is from the annotation of a GenBank genome assembly.
AUGGCUUCACUUGACAGGGUGAAAGUGCUGGUUUUAGGAGACUCUGGUGUGGGGAAAUCGUCCUUAGUUCAUUUACUUUGUCAGAAUCAGGUUUUAGGAAAUCCUUCAUGGACUGUGGGCUGCUCAGUGGAUGUCCGGAUACAUGAUUAUAAAGAAGGAACUCCUGAAGAAAAAACUUAUUACAUUGAACUGUGGGAUGUUGGUGGCUCAGUGGGCUGUGCCAGCAGCAUCAAGAGCACCCGAGCUGUCUUUUACAAUUCUGUUAAUGGUAUUGUGUUAGUGCACGACUUGACAAAUAAGAAAUCUUCUCAAAAUCUAUACCGAUGGUCAUUAGAAGCACUGAACAGAGAUUCAUCACCAACUGGAGUUAUUGUCUCAAAUGGCAGUGACUAUGACAGAGAGCGGUUUGCUGAAAACCCAGUGCCUUUGCUCCUAAUUGGCACAAAAUUUGACCAAAUUCCAGAUAACAAGCGCAAUGAAGUUCUGACUCGAACAGCUUUCCUUUCUGAAGAUUUCAACGCAGAGGAGAUAAAUCUAGACUGCACAAACCCACGGUACCUCGCCGCUGGAACUUCAAAUGCAGUUAAACUAAGUCGAUUCUUUGACAAGGUGAUAGAGAAGAGAUAUUUCACAAGAGAUCCAAGCCAAAUGACAGCGUUUACCGACAGGAAGCGGUUCAACUUUAAGAGUUUGCACUAUGACUAA